UGUUUCGGUGAUGGCCCCCCAUAGCAGUCGUGGAAAUGGCUCUGGAAGGCGAAGCCUGGGAGAGGGAGCUGCGAGAACAAUUUUCCUUGUUGUCCAGCUGCACGUCUGAUGCUCAAGAAGACCGUGAACAUGCUGAAGCCGGUGCACAGCUGCAGAAUCAUAGCGGCGAAAACAAGGGAUUCUUACAUUUAAGCGAAGAGGUUCUCAUUCUAAUCUUUAAACGGCUAGACGCAUUCUCCUUGCUCAGGGUUGGGAGCACAUGCAGGACCUUUUUCCGAGUUUGUUCUUGCAACUCCCUGUGGAAACGACACUUCCAGGCGUCCUUCGGAGUUCAAUUUUCCACAGCCACGUGCUUAGCCACGGCCAAAGUUUGCUUCCGACUGCUUUUUAUGUGGAGGACUCUCUACAGAAGUCUGCACUGCAACAGGUCACUUCAGGAGAAGCUUUUUGCGGAGAUCCCGCUGCCCCCUCACAAGUACUGGACUCAGUGGUUGGUGCUGGAAGAAAACGUACCUCUGCCGUCUGUCACGCUGCCAAGCAGUGAGAUCUUAAUGUUGUGGGGAUUAGAAGAGGCCGUUUUAGAGGGGAAAAACCAAGAGAACGAGGAUGAAGGCGAUGUUUUUAAGUUUGAAUGGAAAGACUUGUACAGGAGGGCCCUCGAGCAUCACGGCAGCGAAGCGGAGAUGUACCAGUACGUUCUCAACCGGCAUGCUGUGAACGACCACACUGAGCUGGAGGCCCUUUACCACCAGUACAGUCAGUGCCGUUUCCAGUGGCUCUUCACCUAUUGGCUGUUCCGCCAGCCCGCCCCCUUCGACCGCCAGCUGCGCUGGGUCUACCUGCAGUGGCGCAAGCACAGCAAGAGGAAGGUGGCGUCCUGGGGCGGGACCCUGUGCGACGUCCGCUACCUGGCCACGCUGCACCCGGUCACCAGCGACUACUGGCGCGGAAAACUGGCGAGGGGCGACGAGACCGUGGGAAUUCAGACGGUGGAGAACUACUUCUCCAUGUGCAAAUCCCUGGUGUCCUGGAUUUUGGGCCGUGACUGGGGCAGACUGAAACGCAGGAAGGUGUAUGAGGACACCCUGGAUGGGGUGUACAGGCUGCUGAAGAGGGACAUGCAGAACGUACUGAUCGAGCGCGGCACCUUCUGGCAGGUCGCCAAGGUCCAAAUGGCGCGGGUGUGCGCGCUGGAGGAAGCGGCCACGAACUACGUCAACUGGAGGAUCAUCGAGACGCUGCCCUAUUACAGGCUCUACCUGGUGUCGGGAAAUGUGGUCUACCUGGAGCACGUGAAAGGGUUCCUGCAUCGGAAGAGGCUCGUCCACAGCUGGAUCUACCAGGAGGAGAACGCCUUGGUCAGACACCUGCUGUCAGACGAGCUGUACUCGCUGCUGGAGUACGACACCAAGAUUACCCAAGAGUGCCUUCACGGAGACUCGGCGGUGGCCCAGCUGGGCCGCACGGUCUGGCUGUACCUGCACUCGGGCCAGCAGCCCUACAUGGAGGCGGUGAAGGGGCUGGUGCUGCGUUGUGCUCAGGCCAGCCUGGACUACCGCACCUCCCACACGGUCCCCGGCUGGUGCGCUCAGUCGGUCAGCUGAGGUUCCAGCCUGGGCCCAAAACCAUGACACCCCAACCCUCUCCGCCCUUUAGCCUGGUGUGCAAAAUGCACAGUGCAAAAUUUGGGGGUAGGACCUGCACCCUGUCCCAGGGCUUUUUAAUGUAGAGUCUGGCCACCCAGAUAUACCCAAUGUGGAUUUUUAUUUUUUAUUUUUGGAUUAUUUAUUAUUUUUUAAAAGGGAAUUUGCCUCCCUUUUUGAUGUCAGCAGUGCAGAUGAUGCCGCUGUUCAUUUUGGAAGGAUUUUUAAAAACAGGUUUUUAAAGACGUUUUUAAGGUGUUUUUUAGCUUCUGUAUUGAUCAGGAAUGCAAUUUAUAUUGAAUUGUGGGAUUUUUAAGGUGAGUUCACUUCCCUUUUUGACGUCAACAGCAGAGAUCACACUGCUGUUCAUUUUGAAAGGAUUUUUUUGAAGUGAGCUUUUAAAGCCAUUUUUAAGGUGUUCGCUUUUUGUAUUGAUCAGGACUUCAAUUCACAUUGAAUUGUGGGAGUGCUAGUUGAGACUUGACAGAAUGGGCAUCUUGUUUGACCCACGAUGCAUGCAUUGUAAAUAUUACCGUUAAUCUGAAACCUCUUUGAAAGGCAUUUGUGUAUAUUGGCUUGAUCAAAUGUGUUCUCUGUUUGUAUGUAAAUACUGAGCAAACUGCUCUGCAUACAUUAGAUGUAAAUCCGACUCUGCAGCAACAUUUCACAUAGAUUAGGGCAUGGAAUGCUGCCAGAAUGCUGUCAAUAACAUUUAAGCAAUUCAUAAUGACUUUGCAUCACCCUUUCCAUUUAGCAUUCCUCGAAAGUGGAUGUGAAAGUCAGUCAUUAGCA
This is a messenger RNA of Anguilla anguilla (European eel), 2435 nucleotides long. RefSeq lists its product as uncharacterized. Bases 36 to 1604 code for a protein of 522 amino acids. Gene Ontology annotation, biological process: SCF-dependent proteasomal ubiquitin-dependent protein catabolic process. The transcript is spliced from 8 exons. Lineage: Eukaryota; Metazoa; Chordata; Actinopteri; Anguilliformes; Anguillidae. The record is from RefSeq and is a predicted model, not a curated record. Gene Ontology annotation, molecular function: protein binding. Gene Ontology annotation, cellular component: SCF ubiquitin ligase complex.